Molecule: messenger RNA, 12794 nt
Organism: Callithrix jacchus (white-tufted-ear marmoset)
Lineage: Eukaryota; Metazoa; Chordata; Mammalia; Primates; Cebidae
Gene: PDXDC1
Product: pyridoxal dependent decarboxylase domain containing 1
Biological process (GO): carboxylic acid metabolic process
Cellular component (GO): intracellular membrane-bounded organelle
Molecular function (GO): pyridoxal phosphate binding; carbon-carbon lyase activity
Source: RefSeq, a predicted model, not a curated record
GCGACAGGCUGCUGAGGAGUGUGAGUUUGGUGAACAAUUUACCAUGUAUCCUACCCCUUCACCUGCGCACGUUAGGGAGGGCCGGCGUGACGGCCAGGUACGGAAGCCCAGAGGGUUCCGCCCACCGCCACGGGGCCCCGCCCCUCCGCCUCUCAACCCGUAGGUUGACCAGCCGGCGGCGUCGCCGGGCUCCUCCUUCUCCUUUCCGCCCCGCCGGCCGCGGGCGCGGGGGACGUCAGCGCUGCCAGCGUGGAAACAGCGGCGGGGCGCGGGAGGAGGAAGUAGCGCCCGGGACUGUCGGGCCAUCACCGGCCGCCUCAGCCAUGGACGCGUCCCUGGAGAAGAUAGCAGACCCCACGCUAGCUGAAAUGGGAAAAAACUUGAAGGAGGCAAUGAAGAUGUUGGAGGACAGUCAGAGAAGAACAGAAGAGGAAAAUGGAAAGAAGCUUGUGUCAGGGGAUAUUCCGGGGCCACUCCAGGGCAGUGGACAAGAUAUGGUGAGCAUCCUCCAGCUGGUUCAGAAUCUGAUGCAUGGAGAUGAAGAUGAGGAACCCCAGAGCCCCAGAAUCCAAAAUAUUGGAGAACAAGGUCAUAUGGCUUUGUUGGGACAUAGUCUGGGAGCUUAUAUUUCAACUCUGGACAAGGAGAAGCUGAGAAAACUUACAACUAGGAUACUUUCAGAUACCACCUUAUGGCUAUGCAGAAUUUUCAGAUAUGAAAAUGGCUGUGCUUAUUUCCACGAAGAGGAAAGAGAAGGACUUGCAAAGAUAUGCAGGCUUGCCAUUCAUUCUCGAUAUGAAGACUUCGUAGUGGAUGGGUUCAAUGUGUUAUAUAACAAAAAGCCUGUCAUAUAUCUUAGUGCUGCUGCUAGACCUGGCCUGGGCCAAUACCUUUGUAAUCAGCUCGGCUUGCCCUUCCCCUGCCUGUGCCGUGUACCCUGUAACACUAUGUUUGGAUCCCAGCAUCAGAUGGAUGUUGCCUUCCUGGAGAAACUGAUUAAAGAUGAUGUAGAACGAGGAAGACUGCCCCUGUUGCUUGUUGCAAAUGCGGGAACUGCAGCAGUAGGACACACAGACAAGAUCGGGCGAUUGAAGGAACUCUGUGAGCAGUAUGGCAUAUGGCUUCACGUGGAGGGCGUGAAUCUGGCAACACUGGCUCUAGGUUAUGUCUCCUCGUCCGUGCUGGCUGCAACCAAAUGUGAUAGCAUGACGAUGACUCCAGGUCCGUGGCUGGGUUUGCCAGCUGUUCCUGCGGUGACACUGUAUAAACACGAUGACCCCGCCUUGACUUUAGUUGCUGGUCUUACAUCAAAUAAGCCCGCAGACAAACUCCGUGCCCUGCCUCUGUGGUUGUCUUUACAAUACUUGGGACUUGAUGGGAUUGUGGAGAGGAUCAAGCAUGCCUGUCAACUGAGUCAACGGUUGCAGGAAAGUUUGAAGAAAGUGAACUACAUCAAGAUCUUGGUAGAAGAUGAGCUCAGCUCCCCAGUGGUGGUAUUCAGAUUUUUCCAGGAAUUACCAGGCUCAGAUCCGGUGUUUAAAGCUGUCCCAGUGCCCAACAUGACACCUUCAGCAGUUGGCCGGGAGAGGCAUUCGUGUGAUGCGCUGAAUCGCUGGCUAGGAGAACAGCUGAAGCAGCUGGUGCCUGCGAGCGGCCUCACAGUCAUGGAUCUAGAAGCUGACGGCACAUGUCUGCGGUUCAGCCCUUUGAUGACAGCAGCAGAAACAGGGUCUCACUUGUCACCCAGGCUGGAAUUCAGUGUCUUGACCAUAGCUCAUUGCAACCUUGACCUCUGGGGCCCAAACAAUCCUCCUACCUCAGCUUCCCAAGGAGCUGGGACUACAGUUUUAGGAACUCGGGGAGAGGAUGUGGAUCAGCUUGUAGCCUGCAUACAAAGCAAGCUGCCAGUGCUGAGCUGCACGCUCCAGUUGCGCGAAGAGUUCAAGCAGGAGGUGGAAGGAACGGCAGGUCUCCUAUAUGUUGAUGACCCUAACUGGCCUGGAAUAGGGGUUGUCAGGUAUGAACAUGCUAAUGAUGAUAAGAGCACUUUGAAAUCAGAUCCUGAAGGGGAAAAAAUCCAUGCUGGACUCCUGAAAAAGUUAAAUGAACUGGAAUCUGACCUAACAUUUAAAAUAGGCCCUGAGUAUAAGAGCAUGAAGAGCUGCCUGUACGUGGGCAUGGCGAGUGACGACACUGACGUUGCGGAGCUGGUGGAGACCAUUGUGGCCACAGCCCGGGAGAUAGAGGAGAACUCGAGGCUUCUGGAAAACAUGACAGAAGUGGUUAGGAAAGGCAUUCAGGAAGCACAGGUCGAGCUGCAGAAGGCAAAUGAGGAACGGCUUCUGGAAGAGGGGGUAUUGCGGCAGAUCCCCGUCGUGGGCUCCGUGCUGAAUUGGUUUUCUCCAGUCCAGGCUUUGCAGAAGGGAAGAACUUUUAACUUGACAGCAGGCUCUCUGGAGUCCACAGAACCCAUAUAUGUCUACAAAGCACAAGGCGCAGGAGUCACGCCGCCUCCGACCCCCUUGGGCACUCAUACCAAGCAGAGGCUUCCAGGCCAGAAGCCUUUUAAAAGGUCCACGCGAGGUUCAGAUGCUUUGAGUGAGACCAGCUCAGUCAGUCACAUUGAAGACUUAGAAAAGGUGGAGCACCUGUCUGGCGGGCUGGAGCAGAUGACCCUCGAGGCCAGCAGCACUGAGGGACACUCAGGGGCUCCCAGCCCUCGGCACACUGACCAGACCGAGGCCGUCAAGAAGGGGGCCCUACGCCCAGAAGUUGACCAUCCACAGGUAAAGCUUACAGAAGUUAAGCUACUUGCCCAAGGUCUCACAGCAGAUGUUCAGAGGAGCUGGGAUCUGAACCCAAGCCUGUCCCAUCCUGUCAGCAGUGGUUUGCUGAAUUAGAUUUAACCGAACAUAUGACCAAGCCUCCAACCCACAAAGCUGCACACUACUUACCAAUGCCAUAUAUUAUUGGAAAGUGGUUUUCGUUUUCUUCCCGGUCAUUUAAUUCUACAAAAUAAAAAUGUUUAAGAUACACUUUUUAAACAAAUACCAAACAAUUAUUUUUAUUUUGUAUGAUAAAGGCCAAGGAGAAACCCCUUACUGCAGAAAGGGAGGAAAAUCCCAGAAAAUGAAAGGGACUGUGACCCUGUUUCCCUGUCCUGCCCCAAGGCGGGUGGGUUUAUAUUGAACAAACUGGCAAAUACAGAAUAGGUCCCUAAUCCCACUCCACCUCCAUGCACACCCUCUGCCACACAGGUGGCAGCUGUGAGAUCCAGUGCCCUCCCUGGGAGACGAAGUACAUGAGGGGGCUGCAUUGGAACUGACACUGCACAGCAUGGCGACAGCCAUCCCACCACAGCAAGAGCUGGAACAGACGCCGGCCAAGCAGUGACAGCAGUGUGUGCCUGUGCUUGGUCCCGCUGCAAGGCUGGGGGCAAAAUGGUCCUGAAAUGCACAGCUUCGCUUUGGGACAAAUAGCAGAACUUACCUGUCACACAUAAUGUCACUAAGUGAAUGUCAUCUUCUUGCCUGUCAAAUUCACCUAUGAUGAAAAUUUUAAGACUGGAUAUCAGAAAAGUUCCUCUAGUUACCAGAACAAAAAGCUGAACAAGCCAAGGACAGGGAGGGACAGCAGCCAGCUGAGUGCGCUCUGCCCCACACCCCCGUGCCCACGCCCAAGCAGCCACAGCCCAGCCUCUGGGGCCGGACCCGAGGGAGCUGACGUUGCAGAACCCUGACCACCACAAGACGGCCACAUUCAGCCUCAGGCUCCAAGGAGCUGGGGCUAAGCCUUCCCAUUUUUCUCAUCGUUCUGAGAGUUUUCCAGGGACCCAUCAAUUCAUAAGAUUUUUACUUUUCACCUAAGUAACCUGUUUUCAUGAUUAUUGGAGUUGUAAACAAAAAUCUGGCCUCUGUAACAGAUUUGAAAAGUACAGGAGAACAUAAGUAAGUCAGUUUUCAACAUCUAUAAUCCUAGCACUGUUAAUACUUAAUUUUCUUCCAUAUUUUUUUGUGCUCAGCAGAGCUGACCACAGAGACAAUGUUAUAUCCUUUUGUUUUGUUUUGUUUGAGAUGGAGUUUCGCUGUUGUUACUCAGACUGGAGUGCAAUGGCAAGCAAUUCUCCUGCCUCAGCCUCCCGAGGAGCUGGGACUACAGGCACACACCACCACACCCAGCUAAUUUUUGUAUUUUUUUUAGUAGAGAGGUUUCACCUUGUUGACCAAGAUGGUCUCGAUCUCUUAACCUCAUGAUCCACCCACCUCAGCUUCCCAAAGUGCUGGGAUUAUAGGCGUGAGCCACCGCGCCCGGCCCCCUUUUUUUUAAAAAAAAAAAACAUGGAUUCUCACUCUCUUGCCCAGGCUGGAGUGCAGUGGCGCCAUCUCGGCUCACCGCAAUCUCUGCCUCACGGGUUCAAGCGAUUCUCCUGCCUCAGCCUUCCAAGUAAUUGGGAUUACAGGCGUGUGCCACCAUGCCUAACUUUUCUAUUUUUAGUAGAGACAGGGUUUCAUCAUGUUGGCCAGGCUGGUCUCAAACUCGUGGCCUACAGUGAUCCACCCACUUUUGCCUCCCAAAGUGCUGGGAUUACAGGCAUGAGCCACCAAGCCCAGCUGACAAUUUUACAUCCUGAUUUCUUGUGCAUAGGUAUUUUCCCAUGUAAUUCACACCUUCAUGUGUGUUAUUUUUUAGUGACUACAUAAUUACUGUUCUGAUAACAUCAGAUUUCCUGUUGUAAAUAAUGUUCUGCUCAUCUUCAGGCAUAAAUCUCUAUGCACGUUUCAGAUUAUUAGCAUAUAUUUCCACAAGGGGAAUUACUGAGUCAAAGUAUAUGAACUUUUUAUUUUUUUAAGAUGGAGUCUCGCCUCUGUCAUCCAGGCUGGAGUGCAGUGGUGCCAUCUCGGCUCACUGCAACCUCUGCUUCCUGGGUUCAAGCGAUUCUCCUGCCUCAGCCUCCCGAGUAGCUGGGAUUACAGGCAUGCACCACCAUACCCAGCUAAUUUUUGUAUUCACACCCAGCUAAUUUUUGUAUUUUCAGUAGAGAGAGGGUUUCACUAUGUUGGCCAGGCUGGUCUUGAACUCCUGACGUUAGGUGAUUCACCUGCCUUGGCCUCCCAAAGUGCUGGGAUUAUGGCCACUGCACCCAGCCAGGUAUAAACCUUUUUUAAGAGUUAAGUCAGCCAGUUGUGGUUGCUCAUGCCUGUAAUCCCAGCACUUUGGGAGGCCAAGGCAGGUGGAUCACCUAAGGUCAGAAGUUCAAAACCUGCCUGGCCAACAUAGUGAAACCCUAUCUCUACUGUAUAUAAAAAAAAAUUAGGUGUGGUGGCCUGUGCUUAUAAUCCCAGCCACUCAGGAGGCUGAGGCAGAAGAACUGCUUUAACCUGGGAGGCGGAGGUUACAGUGAACUGAGACUGAGCCACUGUACUCUAGCCUGAGUGACAGAGUGCGACUCUGUCUCGGGCAGGGGGGUGGGGUGGGGAGGAGAGAGUUAAGUCAUGAUGCCAAAUUGCUUUCUGGAUAGGCUGUUCCACUGUAUGAGUAAGCCUACCUCAUGGUCUGGUGGUUAGUCAACACAAAACAAUAUCAACUUUAUUUUUUGAAAAUAUUUGCUAAUUUAGGCAGGGUGCAGUGACUCAUGCCUGUAAUCCCAGUACUUUGGGACCUGAGGCAGGAGGAUCACCUGAGGUCAGGAGUUCAAGACCAGCCUGGCCAAGAUGGUGAAACCCCGUCUCUACUAAAAAUACAAAAAUAGGCCGGGCAUGGUGGCACAAACCUGUAAUCCCAGCACUUUGGGAGGCUGAGGCAGGCAGAUCACAAGGUCAGGUGAUCGAGAGUAUCCUGGCUAACAGUGAAACCCUGUCUUCUCUACUAAAAGUACAAGAAAAUUCAUCAGGCAUAGUGGCACGUGCCUGUAGUCCCAGCUACUCGAAAGGCUGAGGCAGGAAAAUCGCUUGAACCCAAGAGGUGGAGGUUGCUGUGAGCUGAGAUCGUGCCACUGUACUCCAGCCUGGGCAACAGAGCGAGACUUUGUCUCAAAAUAUAUAUAUAUAUAUAUAUAUAAAAGUUAGCCAGGCAUGGUGAGCACCAGUAAUCCCACCUACUUGGGAGGCUGAGGCAGGAGAACUGCUUGAACUUGGGAGGCGGAGGUUACAGUGAGCCGAGAUCACGUCACUGCACUCCAGUGUGGGCGACAGAUCAAGACUCUGUCUCAAAAAAAAAUUGCUAAUAGGGAAAAAUGGUAUCAGUAUUUUAAUUUUCUGCAGAUUAAAAUGGACAUUUUUGCUAGAAGGGAGGGUGGUUCUGUUUUCAAACAGUUCAGAGCACUUAUGAUUUUGGAAUGUGUCCACUGCUAUUUUAGUAGAAAAUCUUGUCCCUUUACCCCCAACAAAUGAGCACCAUGCUAUUCCAUCUGUGAAAUUCCAAGCUGGGCCAGUCUGUUUCUCUGUGCUGCUCCAAAUGGGUGUGUCCUCUAAGGUUUAGAACCAGUUGGGAUUUUGAACCCAAGCAAAAACAGGUACAAAUUUGUGUCCAAUAUUGGAGGAAAAAAAACUGAACUUACUAAGAAGUUGAUGAGUCAGUUUUUGUGACAACUGCCUGUCGUCGUUGAAGCCUCCCACGAGGUGCACUUCCAGCCUGGCAAAGAGAUGGGACAGGGGUCAGAGCGCGUGGGGUGGUCUCACUUUGAACUUUCACUCUCAGCUUCUGUGAGCCCUUGUUCUACAGCAGGGCUUCCAGGCUGUCUGCGUGCCACUGCAAGAGAAGGUAUCUGCAGCAUGCUACCAAGGCCAAUAGGAAGUUUCCGGGGACCCUGCCCGAGGCCCCGAUGACUGAAGGGAUCCGUAUCUAAACACAAACGUGAUGCCACCUCCAUGCAGCAAUGAGGAGCUCCGCUCUAGAAGAGUACGAGCACAGGACAGGUGUGGUGGCUCACACCUUUAAUUUAGCACUUUCGGAGGCUGAUGUGGGCGGAUCACUUGGGGUAAGAGUUUGAAACUAGCCUGGCCAAUGUGGUGAAACCCUGACGCUACUAAAAAUACAAAAAAAAUUCAGGCGGCAUGUGCCUAUAAUCCCAGAUACUCAGAAGAAUCACUUGGACCUGGGAGGUAGAGGUUGCAGUGAGCUGAGAUCUCACCACUGCACUCACUACUGCCUGGGCGACAGAGAUUCUGUCUCAAAAAAGAAAGAAGAGGCUGGCCACGUCACUUACCUGCCCAAAGCAGGACACUGUCAAAACCUACCUCUCAGUGUCCUGCCCAGGAGCAAGUACGGUAAGACAAUGGGAGGGGCCUGCUGUUAAGUAGACAUUUCACAGGUGCCGUCUCCUCUAACAUCCACCAUAUCUUAGUGAGAGGGGGAUUAUCAGCUCCAUUUUACAGAGAUACAUGUUUACCAACCACUACACCUGAUUUUCCUAAAUUGUGUUUCCCACUAGCCUCAUGAGAUGGGGAAAUAGUGUUUAUGAAGUUAAAACAAAAGUUUGGGGCCAGGUAUGGUGGCUCAUGCCUAUAAGCCUAGCAUUUUAGGAGGCCAAGGCAGGCGGAUCACUUAAAGUCAGGAGUUUGAGACCAGCCAGGCCAAGAUGGUAAAACCUCAUCCCUACUAAAACUACAAAAAGUAGGCUUGGUGCAGUAGCUCACGCCUGUAACCUCAGCAGUUUGGGAGGCUGAGACAGGUGGAUCACAAGGUCAGGAGUUUGACACCACCCUGGCCAAACCCCAUCUCUACUAAAAAUACAAAAAUUAGCCAGGCAUGGUGGUGCAUACCUGUAAUCCUAGCUACUCGGGUGGCUGAGGCAGGAGAAUUAAUUGAACCCGGGAGGUGGGAGGUUGCAGUAGGCCAAUAUUGUGCCAUUGCACUUCAGCUCUGGGCCACAGAGCAAGACUCCUUCCGGGGGAGGAGGAAUUAGCUGGACAGGUGAUGGGUACCUGUAAUCCCAGCUACUUGGGAAGCUAAGGCAGAAGAAUCACUUGCACCGCAGAGGUUGCAGUGAGUCAAGAAUGCAUCACUGCACUCCAGCCUGGGCAACAGAGCCAACACUCUGUCUCCCCCCACCCAAAAAAAAAAGGUUGGGGUGGCUCUGAGAAAAAAAUUCGGAAAAAAAAAAAACAAGACGGGGCCAUCUUGCCUGUUGGUAGUCCUCCUUAGAAGAGUCCCACUGCCAUUAGCACAGUGAAGUUCUGAUACGUCCCGUGAUUGAAAACACUCCAACUAUGUCUGUGGAGCCCAGUGUUUCCCACUCUCAUCAUCUACUAACCCCCUUUCCACAGCCCCUGUCAACCGGGGGAAUUCAUGCUUGGCAAAGUGCUGCCAGACUUCACACUGCCUUCUGGGACAAAAAAAUCUUCCUAAGGGAUGAACCAGGACCAUGCAUGUACCCAAUAUAGGUUACAGCCUCAAGUGGCCUCAUGAUAAACUCCCAAGUAGUAAAGAGAGCUGGACCAUCAUGCUCUGCUAGCAACAGGGUCACCAGGUUUGCCUCUGACUCCUGAAGCUAGCAUAGCUGUUCGACAGCAGACCAGGAAAAGGUGACAAGCAUGUUCUUUAGAACCAAGGAGUGGAGUGUGUGACAACAUAAUGGCAUUGAUUAUGUCCCGCUAUGGGGGCCAAGAUGAUAGGAAAAUGAAAAGGCCAUUUUGGGCCUGCAUGGGUCACAUGGCCAUGAAGCAAGCCCAGCUGUGGCAUGGACUGCGGAAGUGGCACUUAAGAAUCGAUCAGUACUGCACUAGCAAAACUCUCCCCGAGAACUCUUUUUCCUUUUUUGACUCUUGGGAUUCUAAGCUCUCGUAUAUGAUGGGCAUAGCUCACUCAAUGGCUGGUUGAGACUUCAAAUAAAAUGAGAGCAACGCUUGCCACGUCUACACAAUGACAGAGAAAACAGAGGGGACAGGUGUGUGAACAUGAGUCUGGACAGCGGGCCUGUGUCCUCGGCCUCCACUUAGCUAGCUGCAUGCUCCAGCAUGCUGAGCCUCAGCGCCUGCCUCUGUCAAAUGGAGGCAGCGGAUACUUUACUGUGAGAAGAGAGGAUGAGGUGCUGUGGGACAGCCAGGCUGACGGCUGCUUCUUAACCAGCCAUCCAUGGGGAAACUACCAACUUGCUGGAAUUUUAAAACACCCCCCUCAGCUGGAAGGAUCACUUGAGCCCAAGAGUUUGAGACCAGACUGGGCAAAAUGGCAAAACCCUGUCUCUAUAAAAAAUACAAAACAUUAGCCGGGCAUGGUGGCACACACCUGUGGUCUCAGCUAGUUGGGAGGCUGAGAUGGGACAAUCACCGGAGCCUGGGAAGUCAAGGCAGCAGUGAGCUGAGAUCGCACAACUGCGUUCCAGUCAGGGUGACUGAGACCCUAUCUCAACAACAACAAAAAAGAGAAUAACAAAACACAUGCCUUACCCCCUAGCGGUCCCCACAUCUCCCUGGCCUUGUUUUCUCCACAGCCUGCCUCACCCCUGAACACCCUGUCUUGUGUACUGUCUCUCAGCUUAAGAAUCCGAACACCUUGGGGCAGGCUUUGUGUCUACUCUGUUCACGGCUAUGUCCCUGGAAACUACAAGGUGUAGGUGAGAGGAAGCAAUUAACAAGUAAAUACUGGGGGAACAACUGCAUGAAGAGCUACCACACCCGCGGUGAAAACCUCAAACUCAACAUUCCCAAAAGGACGUCAAGUUCAAAGUCCAGCCUUCCAUCUCAAAUCCAGCAUGGACUCCUUGCCUGUGCCCGGCAUCCACUCAUCCACUCAACCACUGCUGACACAGCGCCCAUGCCAUGCUAAGUUCUGCUCCAGCGGAAAGAGACAGACACCGCAGUGAUGGCAUCCUGUGUUGCCGUAACAGCUUCCGUGGCUACAUCCUCUAAGGGUUCAGAUACCCCAAUUCACCUAUUAGAGCAGCAUCGAUCUCACCUUCCACAUUGAGCGUGGUCGGAAAAGGAUUUUAUGGAGUUCAUGAUCAAGGGGACCUCAGCUUUGGUGUCGGUUCCAUCACAAUGUGUCAAGCAGGUGGCCCCAUUACCUGAAGAACAAGGGUGAAAGGACUCAAGUUAUUCCCGGUGCGAGCGCAGUAGCAGGCCGAGACUCUACUCCUGUCCCUUCGGACCGCCUCGUCUCUGAACAUCCUGUAGGGAAAAAACAGAAAGGGCUGUGCUGCCCAGCCAACCCAUUCUGACCAGGACACCAGGGAGACACCAUGCAGACCAGAAAAAACGUAAGCAGAGUCCGUUUCCAACAAGACACCAGGAAACUCAACUCGAGAAAUUCAAUGGUCCCAAAGGUUGGGCCACUUUAAGUAACGGUUUCCUUCACCUCUCUCAUCAUACCUGUGUGCCUCAGGACCACAAUGUGACAAGUAGUGGCAUCAUCAGAACCCAGAAUGGAGAUGGAGCCUGUUUAAAAAAGAAAUAAAAUAAAAUAUCCAAUUGCCUUUUGGGAUAACGCCCAAUUCACUGCUUCCUAACCUACCAUCCUUUGGGGAGGUCACUGCAAGCUCUCUUUGCUGAACAUACAGAAGGCCCUGGGGUCCCACUUGUUGAACAGACUGACCUCUGAGAAGUCUGGCUCUUUCCUGUUUAAUUAAAAAAAAAAAUAAAAUAGUGAUGUAAAUUAGUGAGGAUGGAAAAACUGAAGAUGUGGAGAGAGCCGAAGCGGGCUCUGCGUGGGCGGCACACUAGUGUGCUGGGAGUGUGUUAGUGACAGAGAGGCUCAAAGAAAAACGCAGCAGCCACAGUCAUUGGGAACAAUGCGGAGAAAAUGAUGAGGUUCUGGGCGGUGGUUUUGUAACCUAUGAAAUCAGAUGUUAUAGUAACCUAUUAAAUGAGAUGCAAAAAUCCUUUAUUACUUUUUUUUUUUUUUAAAGAGACAUGUUGCCCAGGCUGGUCUUGGACUCAUGGGCUCAAGCAAUCCUCCUGCCUUGGCCUCACCAAGUGCUGGAAUGACAGGCGUGAGCCACCACAUGGGCUAUCACAGUUCUUUACUAAAGAGUGUGAGACUCUUAACAAUUUGAUAGUUGGCCGGGCGCAGUGGCUCAUGCCUGUAAUCCCAGCACUUUGGGAGGCUGAGGUGGGUGGAUCACGAGGUCAAGAGAUUGAGACCAUCCUGGCCAACAUGGUGAAAUCCCAUCUAUACUAAAAAUACAAAAAUUAGCCGGGCGUGCUGGCACGCACCUGUGGUCCCAGCUACUCAGGAGGCUGAGGCGGAAGAAUUGCUUGAACCCAGGAGGUGGAGGUUGCAUUGAGCUGAGAUUACACCACUGCACUCCAGCCUGGCAACAGAGCAAGACUCCAUCUCAAAAAACAAACAAACAAAAAACAAUUUUACAGUUGUAAAGAGAAUGAGAUUACCUAGGAAUAGAGAUAGAGGGUGGGUGACUCUGAAACCACAUCCACUAUUUUUUGAGACAGUCUGUCAUCCAAGCUGGGGUGUAGUGAUGCGACUUCAACUCACUGCAGCCUCCACCUCCCAGGCUCAAGCAAUCCCCCCACCUCAGCCUCCCAAGUAGCUGGGACCACAGGCAUGCACCACCACACCUAGCUGAUUUUUAUACUUUUUUUAGCGACAGGGUCUCCCUGUGCUGCUCAGGAUGGUCUAAAACUCCUGGGCUCAAGCGAUCCACCUGCCCCGGCCUCCCAAAGUGCUGGGAAUACAGGCGCACACCACCACAUCCAGCUGAUUUUUAUACUUUUUGUAGAGAUGGGACCUCCCUAUGCUGCCCAGGCUGGUCUCAAACUCCUGGACUCAAGUGAUCCACCUGUCUCAGCCUCCCACAGUGCUGGGAUUACAGGCGUGAGACACCGUGACCAGCCUCCUCUUUACCUUCUUUAAAGACCAAGAGGAGUUAAAAACUUUCUUAUUCCCUAACCUAGUUAUUUCACUUCUGGAAAUCUGUCCUAAGGAAAUAAUUCAAGAUGUGUUCAUCCCUGUGUAAUUCGUUUUGUUUUAUUUUUUGAGACAGAGUCUCUCUCUGUCGCUCUGUUGCCCAGGCUGCAGUGCAGUGGUGUGAUCUUGGCUCCCGAUAGCCUCCACCUCCCAGGUUCAAGCAAUUCUCAUGCCUUAGCCUCUCCAGUAGCUGGGAUUACAGGCAUGCACCGCCAUGCCCAGCUUUUUAAAGUAGAAACCAGGUUUCACCAUGUUGGCCAGGCUGGUCUCAAACUCGCAGCCUCAAGUGAUCCAUCUGCCUUGGCCUCCUAAGGUGCUAGGACUGUAGCAUGAGCCAUGGUGCCUGGCCCCCUGUGUCAUUUGUAAUGGCAAAAAGCUGGGAGCAGGAAUGGAAAAGGUAAGUAGAUAUGCACAGAACCAAGUCACAGCCACUAACUGCAGAGUCAUGAGAAAUGAAAACUAUAGAAAAAAUAGUUUUGAAAUGCUAACUGAAGAGCAAGAUACGAAAGUAUAAAAAAUGUUUUAAAUAGCUAUAAUGUGCUGUUAAUACAACAACGAUUAAAUUCUUAUACCCACAGAGAAAAAUACUGGAAGCAAAUUUCACCAAUACAACCAGGGCUAUGCCAGAGCAAACACGAGUUAAUAUUUACUGGUGCUGUUGUCUUUUCUCUCUUCUCUAAAUGUUCUAUCCUAUAGUUAUUAUCAGAAUACAAAAACAAAAUGGGUAAGACAAAUUUAUGAAAGAUGUGUUAAUACGAAGUGUCAAUCUAAUUGAAUAUUUGUACAAACUCAAGCCUGUAAAAAAAAAUUUUACAAGACCUCAGGUGGUUUUAAUGAAAACAAACUUUGUCAAAAGCAUUACAUUGAUAGAACACUACAGUGUAUCUUAAUUUUCUUAUUACUUGCAACAAAUAAACUCCUUGAUAAACAAA